AUGGUUAUGCUGAAGAUUUCAUCUUUCCUUGCUGUUUAUGCCUUGGUUAUGUGCCAGAUGGAUAGCUCCCAGGCAACCCCACUCAGACCUGGCUUAGACUCUAUAACGGAUCGAGUGACACUCAGUGAUUACGAAGCUCGGCGGUUAUUAAAUGCGUUGGUGAAAGAAUUUGUUCAGAUGACAGCGGAAGACCUGGAACAAGCGACUGAGGGGAAUAGAGCAAAUAAAAAAAAAAAAACAUUGGAGGGUGAGUUGAACUUCAAGGAGGGGGUUAUAUUAAAAUAUGGCAGCAAGAGCCUGGAUAGACCUAUUUCCAAACGCUGCGCCAGUCUGAGUACUUGUGUGCUGGGCAAACUGUCUCAAGAAUUGCACAAAUUGCAAACUUACCCUCGUACUGACGUCGGGGCUGGAACUCCUGGCAAGAAAAGGAAUGUGCUGAAUGACCUGGAAAAUGAACGCUAUGCAAACUAUGGGGAAUCCCUGGGAAACAAUUAA
Emys orbicularis (European pond turtle) is the source of this 495-nucleotide messenger RNA. It is a transcript of the gene CALCA, whose product is annotated as calcitonin related polypeptide alpha. The coding region runs from base 1 to 495 and encodes 164 amino acids. Gene Ontology annotation, cellular component: extracellular region. The record is from RefSeq and is a predicted model, not a curated record. NCBI's taxonomy places the organism in Eukaryota, Metazoa, Chordata, Testudines, Emydidae. The transcript is spliced from 4 exons. Gene Ontology annotation, molecular function: calcitonin receptor binding; hormone activity. Gene Ontology annotation, biological process: regulation of cytosolic calcium ion concentration; adenylate cyclase-activating G protein-coupled receptor signaling pathway.